AUGGAGUAUGAGGCUGCAAUAGAAGGAGUUUAUGGAAAUGGCGCUUUCCACAUGGCAUUCAUGUUUUUCACUGCCCUUAUCAAUUUCAACAUUGGGUGCGAGUUCCAGUCAGUUGUCUUCCUCGACUUUGUUCCCAAGUUCACAUGUUUGGAUGUACAUCCUAAGAGCAAUUUUUCUGAGCACUCCCAACUAAACAAUAGCAGUCAAAUUAACUUCUUUCAUCUCAGAAAAGGCCCUGACCAAUGUUUCAUUGGUAAUACAAGUGUUAAAUGUAAAAAUUUUCACUUCGACAACUCCUUAAUGAAUCGUUCAUUAGUGACGGAUUACAAUCUCGUAUGUGAUCGCAACUACAUUGCCAAGCUGUUAACUUCAGCUAGUCUUAUCUCUGUCGCGUUGGGUCAUAUUUUAGCGGCGUUUACUGACAAACUCAGCCGUAGAAAGAUGAUCAUAUUCUACACAAUUUGGGAGAUGUCUUGCAGUUUGGCAAUACCAUUUGCUCCCAAUCUACCCCUUGUGUUUCUUUUCCGCAUUUUACGAGGUUUCUCAGCUCCUCUCGCUUACUAUGGAUCGUGCCUACUCCAGGAGCUACUUCCGACUGACAAAAGAACAAUUUAUGGAAAUCUAUAUUGGAUAUCUUUCUCCGGUGGCUAUAUGGCUUCGGCAGGUUUAGCUUACUGGACAAGAGACUGGUACCUCUACCGACUCUACGGUCUAGUUGGCUUAAGCGGUUACCUCUGCCUAUUUCUCAUCCUACCAGAAUCUCCUCGUUGGCUUUGUGCAAAUGGAUAUUAUGAGGAUUUCAGAAAAUUCCUUGCAAAAAUUGCUAAAUGGAAUAAGGUGAAAAUAUCCGACGACUAUCUUGAGGAAGCUGUGGCGUCUGCCAAAAAUUUGGUGACGAAAAUACCUGUCAACAGUGCUUCUGAACGUGAUAAAAAUGUACCCACCAAUUUCUUCCGUGUAUUCUACUACCCGAACAUGCUCAAAAAGCUGGGUAUUUUCUGCAUUCGUGUUCCCACUGUUGCCAUCUGCUACUACGGUCUUUCUGUUAAUGCAAAUGUUGCAAGUGACGAUAUAUUUCUCAAUGUAUUCUUCAUGGGAUUAGCUGAGCUGUUCGCUUGCCCAUUUGGAUUACUAGUUGGACGCUGUCUCAAUAGACGGAUGUCUUCAGUGUUUUUCAAUGCAUUUAUCAUUCCCUGCCUCUUGCUCGGACCUAUAAUUCGACCAUAUUCCACCACCGCUAAUCUUCUUAUCUUUAUAAUUGGUAAGAUUAUGGUAACUACGGCUUAUAAUAUGACUGUUAUCCACAUGUGUGAAGUCUUUCCCACACCUGUAAGGGCCAUGGGUUUAUUCACAACUCUUGCCAUUUCUUGUGGUUUCUCUGGUUUUGCUCCAUUUAUUAACGGAUUAGAUAGGAGACACUUCUGUCUCCCGGGGCUCCUCUACUCUGCCAUGUGCUUUAUCACAGGAAUUUUGGUAGUCCUCUACCUUCCUGACACCAAGUACUGUCCAAUGGCUCAAACAUUGGAACAAGCUGAAUCUCUAUACCACGGCAACGAAGAAGAAUGGAUCGAGAUGAUGUUGAACCCACAAAGUGUUGAAAUUUCAAUAGAUAGCGACUCAGGACUGUCAAAAAAUUCCAAUGAUGUAAUAAAUUAUCUUUAA
Molecule: messenger RNA, 1662 nt
Organism: Rodentolepis nana
Lineage: Eukaryota; Metazoa; Platyhelminthes; Cestoda; Cyclophyllidea; Hymenolepididae
Source: the annotation of a GenBank genome assembly